AUGGAAGACUUUGAGGAGUCGAAGUCUGACUGUUAUCUGGAGUCUAAUGACCUACCACAAAUGCCGCCAUUGAUGAAGUCGAAAAGGAAUAAGCUUGACCAAACCUCUAGAGAACAUGGUCCAUCGUCCGUUCCACCAUCUUCGUGGUCAAACAUUGGCGAAGAAAACACAGAGAAAGCGUCGUGUAUGAGAUCCGCUUCGCUGGAAAACAGGGAGGACACGAGUAAUAUACCCCGUGAGUGCACCAGUAGCAUAAUUCCUGUUUCUCCUACGCCAUUGAUAAAAUGGACGAGGAACACAAUUCAUUCAUCCAGCAUUUCUAAACGUCAGCCAGUUUUCGAACAGACAUUUCGAACCGCCGAAAAGAUUGAAAGGGAUGAAGCAACGUCUAGUACACAGCCUGAAAUGGAAGACGUGGUGAACUGGACUUCAACGUUCAGCGGGUAUGAGAAACGUGCAUCGCAUGUGAUUCCACCUCUUAAGUUUGAAAUGGACGUUUCAACUUCUGCCACAGCGUCAUAUACUGGCGUUUCUGCUGGAAUGACCCCUGAAACAUGGGAGCAACCUGAUGUGUUUGGCAUGCCAGUUGAACUCAGGCGUCCUAUCGGACAAAAUGCUGACUCUUCUAAAGUUACAACUUGUAAUCAGGAUUCAGACAAGCGUUCUAAGUGUAAAGCAAUACGGAAGUGUCAUUAUUGCCAUAAGGAGUUCAAGAAAGAUUCUAAACUAUCCCAGCAUGAACGUGUUCAUACUGGAGAUCGACCAUUCAAGUGUGAUGUAUGCGGGAAGUCUUUCACUCAGUCAGGCAAUCUACGUCGUCAUCAACGUACUCACACUGGAGAGAGACCGCACAAGUGUAACACAUGUGGCACGUCGUUCACUCAAUCAUGUAGUUUACGCAGACAUGAACGUAUCCAUUCUGAAUAA
This is a messenger RNA of Sycon ciliatum, 927 nucleotides long. RefSeq names its product zinc finger protein 184-like. The transcript has a single exon. The record is from RefSeq and is a predicted model, not a curated record. Gene Ontology annotation, biological process: regulation of transcription by RNA polymerase II. Gene Ontology annotation, molecular function: DNA-binding transcription factor activity, RNA polymerase II-specific; RNA polymerase II cis-regulatory region sequence-specific DNA binding. Bases 1 to 927 code for a protein of 308 amino acids. Lineage: Eukaryota; Metazoa; Porifera; Calcarea; Leucosolenida; Sycettidae.